UGGUGGGGUGGUGGUGGUGGUUUUGAGGGUGCUGGUGGAGAUGACGGGGCCUAAACCUACCCCCACCCCCAGCCGUCAUGAGAAAUGUUUCUGGUCACCUAUCAAGUUUCCUUCUUGGGGUGCCUGACCCAGUGGGGACACAUCAGAGUAGGCAGGGGGGAAAGUGACCGGUGCCCUCGUGGCCACCGACCACAGAGAGGUGCCGGUGCCACGACAGGAGCGUUCAGAGAGCUGGGCGGGGCCGCUGGGGCCGUUGGUCACAUACGAGUGUACCCACAUUUGAAUGCUCUUAGCUAAGCUGGGGCCAUACCCCACACAACCUACUUACGUUCCUGGGUUAGCCCAGAAGAGCAUAUCCUAUGGAAAAUGUUUUUUUGCAGAUCUAAACAACCGACAGUUCUCCAUAAGUAAUGCAGGGACUGCUUGUAUGAAACUUUGACUUUAUGACGUAUUGCUCUGUAAUUAUUCACUGAAUUAUUCAUGUAUUCAACAAACGUUUGAAUAUCGAAGGAGUGUUUUCGUGUCUCUACCACUAGAAUCUAAGUUGACGGUGAAGCUGUCUCAUUCAUUCUGAACCACUGCUGCAGCAAUAAAUACUCUCCUUUGCUCACAGGAAUCACUCCUGAAAAGAACUUAAUGUCUGGUACUUCCUAUAUCAUGAUUUCACUGAAACUGGUCUAUUUUGCCUAUUCAAGGAAAACUAGGUUUUUAAUUUUAAAAUGACAGUCUUUCAGCAGUGGCAUCAACAUUAUAUAAAAGCAAAAGCAGGAAGAUUCCCUGAAAUGUCUUUUCCCCACCUCUGAGCUCCAGCCAGCUUUCUCCUCCGACACUGGACUGCAAGGCCGGCCCGGCCAGAGGUACCACCCGCCGCCGCCGCCGCCUGGCCCACCAUCUUAAAGGCACCGAGAGGCUACUCAGGAUUUUCUCUCCAACGUGCAAGGACUCCGCCUAGGGCUUAGGACACGCCCGGCUCUCCCCGCCUCUGGUGGAUUAAAACUAGCCCCUGGCGGUGGAAGGCCAGCUGGGGAGCCUCGCCCGGUCCAGUCGCUCGUGACACCAGCCGGGCGCAGCGGCUCCUCGCCCCGCCGCGUCCUCGGCCACCGCGCUCGGCUCCUUCUCCCGCCGGCGCGUCUGGCUCGGCGUGGCCCGGGCGGACGGUGCUGUGCCCGCCGAGCCAGGCGAGGAGACCCGAGUCGGGGCAGAGCCCCCGGCCCCAGAAGGGAGGGAGGGAGGAAGGAGAGAGGGGUGCCUUGGCGUGAAGCCCUGGCUGUGGGCGCCGGGACGUGAGGAAGCCGGAGAUGCUGCGGCCGGACCGAGGGCGCUGACGACCCGCCGGCCUGGCAGCACCAUGCCGUUCCCGCCCCUGCAGCCGCCGCCGCCCACCCCCGCCCCGGGGGUCCCUGCCGCGCGCCCACCGCCCCGGAAGCCGGGCGCCACCCGCAAGGCGGCCGUGCCCGCCUGCGCCCCGCCGGGGCCCUUGCCGCCCGCCGCGGCCGCGGAGAAGAGACGGCCCCCCGAGCGACCCCCGGUGCUGCUGUCCAGCUCCUGGCCCUCCGCCACCCUGAAGAGGCCGCCGGCCCGCCGCGCCCCCGGCCCGGCCUCCCCGCGCGCCCCGUCCCCGUCCGCGCCCGGCCGCCCGCGCGCCCCGGCUCCGUGCACGACCCGGCCGGCCGGCUCCGGCGACGGCCCCGCGGGGGUCGCCACCUCCGGGGCCGGGCCCGACGCAGCCCUGCGCUUCUCCCUGAGCCUCACGCCCGAGGCCGUGCUGGUCAUCCAGCGGCGCCACCUGGAGAAGCAGUUGCUGGCGCGGCCCCGUCGGGCGGCGCCCGCGCCCUCGAACGACGCCGGGCGCCCGCUCGCCCCCUGGCCCCGGGCCCGGGCCGCAGGCCUCGGCCGCCGCCCGCUGCUGUCCGGCGGCCUGCAGGGCCCCGACCCCGGCCCACGGCCCGCUGACCUGCGCCCGCUGCUCAAGGUGUCGCUGCUCAACGAGCGGCACAAGUACGACGACGUGGAGUACGAGGAGGAGGUCGCGGCCGCCGACGAGGGCCUGGUGCGAAAGUGCACCGAGUGGCUGCGCGGCGUGGAGUCGGCGGCCGCCGCGCGCGACCGGGCGGGGCCCCUGGACGCGCUGCCGCACCUGAGCUCGCUGUGACCGCGCCCUCGGGGAGACUCGGCCUCGCUGACGCCCCGCGCCCCUCCCGGGAGCCGAGGGGCCCAAGCGGGACGCGGCCCACCUCCCUCGGGGGCGGACGGCCGCCGACCUCUCCCUGCCGCACGCCGGGGCCUGUGGGUCUGCCUUCUGCACCUGCGGGCCUCUUCCACGCCCACAGGUGUCCUCGGGGCUCGUGGUGGUGGGGGGGAUGAGAGGGGAUGAAGGUGUCUCUCAGCUCCCACUCCUAAGGUUCGCGUAGGUCCCGGAGACCCUCCGCGGGGAGCGGGCCCCCGUCUGUGGGUGUCGCUCUGCGGGUGCGCUACGCCAGGUGCCCUGGUCCGAGCAGUGGGUGACAGCCACGUGUGGGUGCGGGGCGAACCAGGAGGGUGGCCGUCUGGUGCAGAGCUGGACAUGGUGCUGCACUUAGGAUUUUGUUUCUGCUGAGUAGGAACAUGUCCCGGGGACUGGAAGGCCUGGGGGCUCAAGUGAACCGAACUUCCCAACGGGAAGGGGGAGGGUAGUGACCACCAGGAAGGUCCGCCUGGAGAGUGGGCGCUGUGACGGGCACAGUGCUCGGUGGUCACAACACUGACUCGUGGGGGCUUUCGAGCCCACGUACACACUUACACACGCACACUCACAUGCUUACACUCACACACACGCACUCAGCUCUCACACUCAUACUCGUGCUCUCAUGCACACUUACACACCUCACACUCAUGCUCCUACAGGCACACAUGCUCUCACAUCCUCACACUCACACUGGUUCACAUGCAUGCUCUUGCCGGCAGUCCUGUCUCCACUCACAAACCUCACACGCGCGCGCACACACACAAGGCUUUCUGAAGCACAGCUGCGGGAAUUGUUUUCAGCGUCUGGGGUAAGGUGUGAGCCGGAGCGAGGCUCAGCUUCUGGAAAAUGCAUCCUUUGUACUUGAAGUGCUGCUCACAAAUGUCUUUUGUGCUACAGAAAGGAAGGGUAGGCAGAGGGAGGGGGCAAAGUGCAGAGAGCUGGACCCAGACGCAGGACAAGAUGUGCCGGGCCAGAGAGCCGCUUGUUUAGGGAGAAAAGUGGGGAGUGCAGAGCAGAUGUGUGUUUUCAGUAUUUUUAACCGCUGUGUGAAAAUCAGUGACGUGGUGGCUUUGUACAUUUGUAUAUAGUGAUUUGAGAAAGGGAAAUUUCUAUUAUUUGAACAAAGGGUGAGACUCUUCUGCCUUUCAGGGGUCGUGCUCUUCCCCACUAACUCCAGGCUGAUUUUUCUAGAUUUGUUUUUUUCCAUGCAUCUAUUUCACUCGAAGGUUGAGAAGGGGGGAAAAUGUUAUAAUCAGAUAAAGCUCGUUAUAGAACAGUGUAAUGUAUUACCUCAGUUUUGGACUUAUUUUGUAGAAGUUAAUAACUAGUUGGACGUUUAUCUCAUUAGACUUUAAUGUGUCAAGUCUUGAUUAUAUUUACAUUGAAGCUUUACAUUUUUAAAAACCAGUUUGUAUUUUUCUUGUGGAGAUCUUUGCUCUAAUCUCGCUCCCUCGGGCCAGGCACAAGUCUAGGUGGACACGGAGCAUCUAAUUUUGUGGGAGCUAGAUCAGCCGCCAGAUGAGAUGCAAAACCAAAUACCCCGCCCGCUGAAUAGCUUGCCUCCUGUUUGAAUGCACAGAGCUAGACUGUCUUUUAUUGUAAAUGAGUGUAUUACUACCAGAGAGGCAAAGUCAGCAAUCGUUCGGAGGUGAAAUUAAGACACGUGUCUCAUGAAUGCUCCGGGCACCCCCGGUGGCGUCUGCAGAGCUGGGUCCUGGGGGAGAAAUGAAAGCUCGUUCUGGACGUCAACCAGCAGGUUGAGAGUGAACUGUGAAUUCAAGGUGGGCAGAGUCGUAACUUGGUCUCAUUUGCACUUAGUGCAAAUACUGGUGAUUAAGAGGCCCAGGGUCCUGCCCAUCGUGACGAUAACAGCAUUUUAAAGACUUUGCUAAAGGAAUCGACGUUUGCAGAGCGUCUUUCUGCGUCUGCCCGUGUGUGUCUGGGUCCUGCUGCUGCUCAUGCGUGGUCUCUGUGCCCCUGUGUUAUCCUUUGUCUGUUUCCCUCUCCUCACCCUCCCCCCUUCUCUGGGCUCCUAGCCCCAUCUCGCUCUUAACUGGCAGCAGUAAGACACCACACACAUUUUUCUCCCUUGCGACGUCGGGUAGAGUUGUGUGCCUUGUUC
This is a messenger RNA of Orcinus orca (killer whale), 4346 nucleotides long. RefSeq names its product proline rich 18 (gene PRR18). Bases 1349 to 2152 code for a protein of 267 amino acids. Lineage: Eukaryota; Metazoa; Chordata; Mammalia; Artiodactyla; Delphinidae. The transcript is spliced from 2 exons. The record is from RefSeq and is a predicted model, not a curated record.